This is a messenger RNA of Staurois parvus, 493 nucleotides long. The record is from the annotation of a GenBank genome assembly. Lineage: Eukaryota; Metazoa; Chordata; Amphibia; Anura; Ranidae.
GACUGCGGACAUAGUACAGGAGAUGACCAGAGACUGCGGACAUAGUACAGGAGAUGACCAGAGACUGCGGACAAAGUACAGGGGAUGACCAAGAGACUGCGGACAUAGUACAGGGGAUGACCAGAGACUGCGGACAUAGUACAGGAGAUGACCAGAGACUGUGGACACAGUACAGGGGAUGACCAGAGACUGCGGACACAGUGCAGGAGAUGACCAGAGACUGCGGACAUAGUACAGGGGAUGACCAAGAGACUGCGGACACAGUACAGGAGAUGACCAGAGGCUGCGGACACAGUGCAGGAGAUGACCAGAGACUGCGGACACAGUGCAGGAGAAGACCAGAGACUGCGGACACAGUGCAGGAGAUGACCAGAGACUGCGGACACAGUGCAGGGGAUGACCAGAGACUGCGGACAGUACAGGGAAUGAACAGAGACUGCGGACAACAGUGCAGGGGAUGACCAGAGACUGCAGACAGUGCAGGGAAUGACCA